This is a messenger RNA of Olea europaea var. sylvestris, 1458 nucleotides long. Its product is annotated as zinc finger MYM-type protein 1-like. Bases 1 to 1458 code for a protein of 485 amino acids. The record is from RefSeq and is a predicted model, not a curated record. The transcript is spliced from 2 exons. NCBI's taxonomy places the organism in Eukaryota, Viridiplantae, Streptophyta, Magnoliopsida, Lamiales, Oleaceae.
AUGGAAAUAAGAUUUCAAAAUGAACAAACAAUUGAUAAAGGUGUGCAGGAACAAAUCAAUAAAGAUAGAGAACAUUGGAAACAAGUAUUGUUAAAAAUAAUAUACGUGAUUAGAACUCUUGCAGAAAAUAAUUUGGCGUUUCGUGGAAAUAAUGAGAAGAUAUAUCAAAAAAAUAAUGGUAUCUUCUUAAGCUUAAGUCAAAUGAUUGUUAAGUUUGAUCCAGUAAUGCAAGAGCAUAUUCGUCGAAUUCAAAAUAAAGAAAUUCAUUAUCAUUAUCUUGGACACAAAAUUCACAAUAAGUUGAUACUUAUGCUAGCGAGUGAGAUCAAGAAAAUAAUCAUCGAGAAACUGAAAGAAUCCAAGUACUUUUCUAUGAUACUUGAUUGCACUCCAGAUCUGAGUCACAAAGAACAAAUGUCUAUAGUAUUGAGGUGUGUUGACAUUUCAGCAAGUCCAGUGAAGGUAGAAGAAUUCUUUUUAGGAUUUUUAUUGGUGAAUGAUAUAUCUGAAAAGGGACUUUCUGAUGAAUUAUUGAAUGCGUUGAAUAAUUUAGAGCUUGAUAUCGAUAAUAUGAGGGGUCAAGGAUAUGAUAAUGGUGCUAACAUGAGAGGAAAAUAUAAAGGGGUACAGAAUAGACUACUACAAGUAAAUCCUAGAGCAUUUUACACUCUUUGUGGGUGUCAUAGUUUCAAUCUUGCACUUUGUGAUAUAACUACUUGUUGUAUAAAAGCUAAAUCUUUCUUUGGAGUGUUGCAACAUAUCUACACUCUAUUUUCAUCAUCUACUAAAAGAUGGAAAAUUUUUAAAGAUAAUGUAAAUAGCCUUACUCUUAAGCAUUUGUCUCAAACACGUUGGAAAAGUCAUGUUGAAAGUAUUAGAGCAAUAAGAUUUCAAGCUCCACAAAUAAGAAAUGCUCUAUUUGAAUUGGCAAGAGUUGAUGAUCCUAAGACAAAAAGUGAGGUGGAGUGUUUGGCAACAUAUGAAAUAGAGAAUUUUGAAUUCUUACUUGGGAUGGUUAUUUGGUAUGAAGUAUUAAAUAAUGUUAAUAGAGUAAGCAAACAUUUGCAAACAGAGGACAUCCGUAUUGACGUUGCUAUAGGCCAUUUAAAAGGGCUCAUUUCAUUUCUCAAAAGCUAUAGAGAAACUGGGUUUGAGUCGACCUUGAUUAAUGCUAAAGAGAUUGCAAGUGAAUUAGACAUUGAACCGAUAUUUCGUGAAAAAAGAGUUAUACGUAGAAAGAAGCAGUUUGAUGAGAUUUCUUGUGAAGAGAUGACAGAAAGAGCUGAAGAAUCUUUCAGAGUCAAUUAUUUCUUAUAUCUUAAAUCUAUUGAUGAUGCUACAUUGAAGUGCCGUUGCAUUAAUCUUGAAAAUUAUUUGAAGCAUACCACAGUAUCUGAUAUCGAUGGAAUGAAAUUAUUUUUUGAGUUGAAAGUUUUAAGGGAAGCAAUGUCUACAUAA